This is a messenger RNA of Peronospora matthiolae, 9954 nucleotides long. The record is from the annotation of a GenBank genome assembly. Lineage: Eukaryota; Oomycota; Peronosporomycetes; Peronosporales; Peronosporaceae.
AUGCAGCGCAGCGGCGGAGGCACCACGCGCAAAGAGCGGCUGCUGCGCGCCAAGAUGAAGAAGAAGCUCGCAGACGACGACCACGCCGCCAUGAGCGCCGGCGCGGCCACCACGUUCGAAGACAUUCUCCAGAUGUCGGACCUCUCGGAGCAGUCGCUGCUGGCGAACCUCCGCAAGCGGUACGAGCACGAGCUCAUCUACACGUACGUGGGCUCGAUCCUCAUUGCGAUCAACCCGUACAAGCAGCUCGAAGCCGCGUACAGCGAGGGCAAGAUGACGGAGUACUACGGCAAAGCCAUGGGCGUGUUGCCGCCCCAUGUGUUUGCACUGGCCGAUCACGCGUACACGCAGCUGAUCCAGGGCGGGGCACUGAAUCCAGCCAAUCAGAGCAUCAUUAUCAGCGGCGAGAGCGGGUCGGGCAAGACCGAGACGACCAAGAUCAUUAUGCAGUACUUGGCGCGCGCGACGAGCUACCGGAAGAUGUCGGACGGAGAGACAGUAGCUGCCAUGUCGUCGGCUGUUGUGGGAUCUGUCGUACCAUUAACUUCGACAGCUACAGUGAGUGGCAUGUCGGGAGCGCUUGGCAAGCUGGAGGAACGCGUGCUCGAGAGCAAUCCGCUGCUUGAGUCGUUUGGCAAUGCCAAGACGCUGCGGAACGACAACUCGAGUCGCUUUGGCAAGUUUAUCGAGAUCCAGUUUAACCAUCACGGCAAGAUUGUCGGGGCCCAGAUCUUGAACUUUUUGCUGGAAAAGACACGCAUUGUGUCGCAGAGUCUGGGCGAGCGGAACUAUCAUAUCUUUUACCAGCUGCUAGCGGGAGCGGACAAUGCACUCCGGGAACGACUGCAGCUGCAGACGCCCCACGAUUACGAGUACCUUCGGAAGAGCGAGUGCUUCCAUAUUCACUCGUGUGACGACGCCAAGGAGUUUAUCACAACGAAGCGAUGCAUGGAGACGAUUGGCAUCACGGGAGACCGUCAGGAGAUGGUGUUUCAACUGCUUGUGGCAGUGUUGCAGCUCGGUAACUUGCAAUUCGCAAUGGAAAACGACACGUGCGUGGCUGUCGGCGACGACUCGGCCGAUGGGCUGAAGCUCGUGGCGUCGUUGCUAAAAGUAAGCGAAGAUGCGCUGUCCAAGGCGCUGCUUACCCGUCAACUUUAUGUAGGGGGCAAAGUCAUUGUGCAGCAGCAGCAUUCGGAUCAGGUGCGUGACAAGCGUGAUGCGCUGGCAAAGGGUAUCUACUCGUCGCUUUUUCUAUGGCUCGUCUCCGAGCUAAACCGCACGAUCUCGCGCAAUCAGGACAAGUGGGGCUUUAUUGGGGUGCUGGAUAUCUAUGGGUUCGAAAAGUUUGAGUGGAACACGUUUGAACAACUGUGUAUCAACUACGCCAACGAGAAACUCCAGCGACACUUUAACCAGCAUAUGCUGGAGGUCGAGCAGAACGAUUACGCCAAAGAGGGGAUCGACUGGAAGCAUAUUGAUUUCGAGGAUAACCAGGAGUGUUUGGAUUUGAUCGAAAGCAAGGUUAGCGGCAAGCCGGGCAUUUUUAUCUCGCUGGAUGACAACUGGCGUUUGAAGGGAGAAGAAGCGAACAAAAAGUUUGUGUCGAAUUUGCACAACUCUUUCGGUCGUACGUCCAGUGGGCACUCGAGCGGUAAGAACAAGUUCUAUGUGCACCCAAAGAUGGACGCAGACUUACACUUCGGUAUUAAGCACUAUGCUGGUGAGGUGAUUUACGACGCCAGCGGCUUCAACGACAAGAACAACGAGACGUUAAACGACGACAUGAAAGAGCUCAUUCGGCAAUCCGGGAGCGACUGGCUGCGUGGGAUCUUUGAUCUUAACAUGCAGUCGAUCGAGGCUAUCCCGGGUAACAAACCACAGCAGCAACACUCAACUUCACGCCGACCGAGUGAGAUGAAGAGCAGGAGUAGCCAGCCGGGAAAUAAAUCACGGAAUAUUCGUGAAGUGUCUGUCAGUGCCCAGUUCCGGUAUCAGUUGCAAGAGCUCAUGAAUAAGAUAUCGCUGGCGAAUCCUCGGUAUGUGCGUUGCAUUAAGCCGAACGAAGCCAAGCGCCCAAACGAGCUUAAUGGCGCGGAUUGCACACGUCAGUUGAAAUACUCUGGUAUGAUGGAGGCGAUUCAGAUCCGCCAGCGCGGUUUCGCUCUUCGCGAGGACCACGAUGUUUUCUUUUACGAUUACCAAUCUCUUGCACCCGAUGCUGAAAAUAUAAAGGAGCUUGUCGAAGCGAUUUCGUCCAUGCUGGGUGCUGGCAAGGAAGAGUGGCAACUGGGUAAAACAAAAGUCUUUUUAAAGCGGGCCAUGGCCUCCAAAUUGCGCAAGCUGGAAAUGCUACGGUGCAAAUCUGCCGCUCGUGCCAUUCAAAAAUGGGUUCGCAAUAUAGCGAGAGUAGAAGCCGUUACCAGGAUUCAGACGAGAGCCCGUCAGUUUAUCGCGAAAAAGCGUCUGCAAUUGCUCCGUCGUAGUGCAUACCGCGUGAUGCAUACUCUUCGAAGACGCGUAGCUAUGCGCAAAUAUCAACGCAUGCUGGCAGAGUAUCGUGCGCGAACUCAAAAAGCGACAGUUAUACAGAAGAUCGCGCGUGGGUAUUUGGUGCGUAAGCGGGAUAUGCUGCAUCCGUUUGUCGAUAUGGAUCCCAAGGAGCUGGACGUGAAGAUUGCAUCGAUGGAAAAGGCCAUUGAAGACGCCGCGGUGAACAAACAGUUCGAGCUGUGUGCAAAUUUGCAGUUAGAUCUUGAAAAGGUCUUGGAGGCCCGAAAGAAGGUUCGCACUGCGAGGGAAAUUGAUGCCGAAAUUCUGAAGCUAACCAAGGAUAUGGAAGCGGCUGCAAUGUCGAAGCAGUUCGGUCUGUGCGCGGAAUUUCAGAAGAAACUCGAGGUGCUGCAAGAAGCUCGAAAGAACGUCAAAGAAGACCUGAAUGAGUUGGAUGCGGAGGAGCUUGAUGAGCGUAUUUGUGCUACGGAAACUCUUAUUGCUGAGGCGUUACUGGCGCGUGAUUAUGGCAAGUGUAGCGACUUGCAGGUCAGCUUAGACGCCCUGGUGUGUGCUCGGAAAAAGAAGCACACACUUGAAGAACUAGAUGCUGAGAUCAAGAAGCUAAAUGAAGAACUUGGCAACUCGCUGCAGCAGAAGCAGUUUGACAAGUGCGCCCAGCUUCAAAAAGAUAUUGAUGCUGUGAAGAAGAAAAGAGCCAAGUUUCCUGCUGCUCUAAAAGCAUCUACCCCGUUAUCGUCUCCGCAAAAGCGUGCACCACCAACGGACUCAGCUACACCACCUUCUCCGAAGAACAAGAUGCCUUCGCCCGAACCACAGCCUGCUACACUAGCUCCUCCAUCCAACAUUGAUCGUGGUGGCAUCCCGUCCACGCGUGAGCCAGUUUUGUUCGCGCCGGGCUCUUCGCCCGCUGCGUUGCCUGGUGAGAAGAGGUCUACUUCCGAGAGUCUUCAAGUAUCAGCACAUGCAUCACAUGCAGCUCCAGCUCCACUGGCUUGCGCCCUCAUAUCGCCUUCACCACAACUGCCUCAAGAACAUUCAGCCGUUGAUGCACCAGCAAGUCGCUCCAUAGCCCCUAAAGAAACUAUCACUGCAUCCAGUGCGAUAUCGAGACGCCCUCCUGCGAUUUAUAACGGACCUGCUCCGAAUGUUCGAUGGGAGUCGAAAACUAUGACCCCGGUGGUGCCUUCGAGUAAACAGCUACCGUUUGAGCGUCGCGGGCGAUCGGGUUCAAAUAGCUCGACAACGUCCGGACAUUCUUAUGCUAGGUCACAAUCGUCAAUGAUGUCGACAUCGUCAAAAUCGAAGAAGUCGUUGCCGAUGGCAGAUCCGUCGCGUACGGUUGCCCGCCUUCGUCCGGCUAAAGCGAUCACAGUUCGUGAAGAUUCGACUGUGUUGGAGGCGGCAAGAAUGAUGAAGUCUCACCGUGCCGCCGCUAUUCUCGUGACUAACUGGGAAGGAGCUUUAACUGGUAUUUUCUCUGACACUGAUGCUGCACAGCGUGUAGUGUCGAAGGGCUUGGAUCCCGCUCGAGCCACUGUUGCUUCAGUAAUGACACCGAACCCCAGUUGCGUCAGCCUAGAGGAUAGUGCGGUUGAUGCCAUGGAUACAAUGCUGAGCGGAAAGUUCCGCCAUUUACCAGUAAUUAGUUCUCAAAGUGGUAGUAUCGUUGGAGUUCUCAACGUGGCAAAAUGCUUACACGAUGCGAUUCGCCGGGCUGAGAACAUGUCAGCCUCACUACAGCAAGAGCUUGGAGCAAAGGGGGACAACGUCAUGCUGCGUGGAAUGCUUGAGAAAAUGCUAUCUCCUACGCUUCGUGAUGUGCUGUCAGCGCCAGGUGAGGCGAUGCCACCGCUUGUGUAUGGAAAUAUGACGGUUUAUGAGGCAACGGCGUACAUGGCGGAGACCAAAAGACCAGCUCUGGUGGUGUCUUCUAACCCGGAAGUACAGAACCUUAUCGGAAUAUUUACCCCGAAAGACUUGCUGCUUCGCGUGAUUGCGGAGGAUCUGGACGUUAACACUACUCCAGUCAGUGAUGUGAUGACUCCUAACCCGGAGUCGGCAGCACCUGAUACCUCGGUGCUGGACGCCUUCCAUAUCAUGCACGAUGGAAAGUUUCUUAAUUUGCCGGUGGUAUCCUCGGAUUCGGGCGAAAUUAUGGGUGUUGCUGAUGUGCUAUCUAUUAGCUUUGCAACUUUCGGUGAGUCUCGCGAGAUUGGCAAACUUUUAAACGCUGCAUUUGAUUAUCACGAUGAUGAGACUACCUCGAUGACAUCGGGCAGGUCGAUGUCCACUUUGUCUGUUGCUAGCAAGGUUCGGCAACAGAAAGACCGCGACAAAGGCGUGAGCGUCCGCCCGGUGUCCAGUCUGCGCCCUCUCCCCGCCGUCACUAUUGAUGAGGUCGCUUCUGUAUUCGAAGCUGCGUUGUUAAUGAAGCAAAAACGAACGGACGCUGUGCUUGUUAUCGACGAAGGUGGAGGUUUGAAUGGUAUUCUUACCGACACGGAUAUCUGUCGCCGUGUGCUGGCACUGAAUCUAAUUCCAGAGGAGAUUCCAAUAUGUAACGUGAUGACGAGAGAUAUCAAGUAUGUAUCGCCAAACGACAGUGCGAUUGACGCCCUGCUGUCGAUGCAGGAGGGGCAUUUUCGCCACUUGCCCGUUGUGGACAACGGCAAUAUUGCUGGUGUCUUGAACAUCGGCAAGUGCAUUUACGAUGUCUCUAAGCGCCUCGAACACGCUAUGAACUCGACGGAUCAGUUGAAGGCAUCACUAGAGAAAAGUGGUAAGUCUUCAACUCUUCAGCACCUGCUUGCCCCGAUGCUGGAAAAGCUGUCGGCACCCACAUUGAGUUCAAUCAUUGACAACGAAACCCGGAAUGGUUCGAUGCCAGCUCCACGUUUUCCGAAGUCGUCUCUUGUCAGUGACGUGGUGAAGGCAAUGGCUUCGACAAAAAAGGCGGCGCUUAUUGUCGACGAUAUCAAUUUUGAUAAGCUGAUUGGUAUUUUUUCUCCAAACGAGCUGGCCCUUAACGUUAUUGCUAAGGGGCUAAAGGCUUCAGCCACGUAUGUGGAAGAAGUGAUGCUGAAUGACCCUGAGAUUGCCACGCCUUUGACGUCUGUGUUGGAUGGCCUGCACAUUAUGCACGAUUCCCGCAUACUUAACCUGCCUGUUCUGAAGGAUGAAUCGAACGAGCUUGUUGGUAUGGUUGACGUACUUGAUCUCAGCUACGGCACGAUCGAUGCAAUCUACGGUGAGAACCGCGAGCAAAUGCAAGAGUUCUGGAAUACGACGCUGGAACUGGAUCAGCCAUCUCUUCCGUCGGAAGCAGGCGGCCGAGAGCGUACCACGUUGAUGUCGAGGGCCGAACGUGAGGAAAAGAGCCGUACUGUGGCGAAGCUACGGCCUACUAAGGUGCUAACUGUACUAGAGUCGACAACUGUUGCGGAGCUAUCACGGACUAUGGGGCGCAACAAGAUGGACUGCGUGCUGGUGGUGUCGGAAGACGGAACGCUGAGUGGAAUUAUUACAGACACGGAUCUGACGCGCCGGGUCGUGUCAGAAAAUCGGCCGUUAGGCUCAACGCUGGUGGGUGAUGUAAUGACUCGAAACCCUGUGUUUGUGUCAAUGGAUGACCCUGCUGUUGAUGCACUAAUUACCAUGCUGGAAGGCAAGUUCCGUCAUCUGCCGGUUGUCGAGCGCGGCGGCCCUGUUGUGGGUAUUGUAAGCAUUGCCAAGUGUUUGUACGAUGCUAUUCGGAAGAUGGAGAAGUCAGAGCAGUCAUCCACGGCGUUGCGUCAAACGCUAGAGAAGGAGAUGAUGAGCCGCGCUAAUGGAGGUGCUCGUACUGGAGGAGUGUCCCAACUUCUUGGCUCCAUGGUGAACAAGAUGUUUGUGCCGGACAUAAAAACGCUGGUUGAUGAAGAAGGCAUUGAUCCUCCGCGCGUACAGCUUUACACAUCUGUGUAUGACGUGUCGAAGCAAAUGGCUGUCACCAGGAAGGGGGCUCUGAUCAUAAAUAAUCGUGGCCAGUUCUGUGGUAUUUUCACGCCUAAAGAAUUGCUGGAAAAAGUGCUCGCUCGUGGCUUGCCCGUCUAUACGACGCCUGUGUGCGAAGUGAUGGUGGAUAAGGAUGUGACCAUUACUGGAGCAACCUCAGUGAUUGAUGCUAUGCACACGAUGCACGACAACAAGACGUUGUACUUAGCUGUGAUGCAAUCCGGGGGUGACAAAACGCCCAUUGGUCUUAUCGACGUGCUUUCCCUGAGCUAUGGUUCAUUUGCAAAGGGAAAGCCCAGUGAGUGGAAAUCAUUCUGGAAUGCUUCAUUUGAGGCGACUGACGACGAUCUGUCGUCGCAGCACAGUUUUCGUAGCGGAUUCUCGCGCAGCAUUGCACCAAGCACAAGUAGCUUUAGCCAAAAAGGGCGACAGACGGUUUUAGCAACGGGAAACGUGCGCCCUGUGUCGAAGCUGCGGCCGUCGAAGGCGAUUACAAUUUCGGAGACAGUCUCAGUUACUGACGCUGCCAAAGAGAUGAGUAUCACGCAAACGGACGCUGCACUAAUUAUCGGGCAGGACGGCGUACUUCUCGGUAUCCUGACGGAUACCGAUGUCACUCGACGUGUAGUGGCUUUGGGCAACGACCCGUUUUAUGUGAGUGUGCUGGAUGUCAUGACCCCCAAUCCGAAGUUUGUUGACGAGCGCGAUAGCGCCAUGGAUGCUAUGUUCAUAAUGCUCGAGGGUAAGUUCCGUCACCUCCCUGUUGUAGACGAGUCCGGUAUGGUCGCGGGUAUGCUUCGCAUUCAGAAGUGUCUUUACGACGCUAUUACGCGUAUCGAAAAGGUACAGCAGCUGUCAAGCGGCUCGCUCCGGCAACGUCUUGAUAAGCAGUUACAAGCUACUGGCAUCGGUUCCGGCCAGGGUGCGCUGAAGCAGCUCGUAGGCCCUAUGGUAGAGAAGCUGCUUUCACCAACGGUGGACUCCAUUCUGGAAGACGAGACGCUUCCUCCUCUUGUAAGCAAACAUGAUACAGUGAUGGAAGUGGCGCGUCAGAUGGCUGCAUCCCGUAAGGCUGCACUUAUUGUGGAAGACCCGACAUGUGAUAACAGCUCUUCUGUGAGCGGGGGUCAGCGCUCAUCGAUCAGCGCCGGAAGUUAUGAUAUUGGCACCUCAGCACUCACAAGAAAAGUGCUGGGCGUGUUUACGCCAAAGGAUCUGUUGCUGCGGGUAACCGGAGCUGGUUUAGAUGCUGCGGAGACUACAGUAGGUGAGGUCAUGACACCUGAUCCGGAGACGGCUCCGCCGAAGACAAAGCUUGUUGAAGCAUUGCAUAUUAUGUACGAGCACAAUUUUCUACACUUGCCGGUUGUCAACAGUGAGACAUCUACAAUUGUAGGCAUGCUGGAUGUGCUGUCCUUGUGCUACGGCACUUUUGCAAGUGGUGCAGCGGCUGAAUGUGGCACGACUGUCGAUCGAGACUUGGAUUGGCGUGCAUUUUGGGACUUGUCGCUAGCCCUCGAUUACGACGAAGAUAGCUUUAGUGAGCUUGCUAGUAUGACGGGCUCGCGAAUCUCGCGCCGGCGUCCUGGUAGGUACACGGAAAGCCACCAUUCUUCUAUGAUGGACCAUGUCCCUGAGCCGGAAGGCGCGAUGCGUCCUGUGUCGAUGCUGCGUCCUCAGGAGGUGACUCGCAUCAACGAGUUCAUCACUGUGGCUGAGGCUGCAAAACGUAUGCGGCAAGCUCGUGUAGAGGCGGUUGUAGUGACGACGGAGGAGGGCGAGCUCCGUGGUAUUUUGACGGAUACUGACAUCACGCGCCGCGUGUUGGCGGAAGAUCUGGAUCCAGAGAGUUGCUCUGUAGCGUCGGUGAUGACCACGAAGCCUUCUUGUGUAUACAUGGAGGACCAGGCCAUCGAGGCUAUUACAAAAAUGCUAGAGGGUCGGUUUAAGCACUUGCCCGUCCUCGGAUCGAAUGGCACACCGCAAGGUAUGCUGGACAUCUCGAAGUGUUUAUACGAUGCCAUUACGUGUCUCGAGAAGGUACAGCAGUCGACAGAGGCGGCAGCAUCUGAAUUUUCGCGGGACCUUGGUACUGGGUCAAACUUGCAGCGACUGCUCGGACCCAUGAUAGAUAAAAUGGUGCGGCCUACCGUAGGAGACGCCCUUGACGGCGAAAUCAUGCCGCCAGUGGUGAAUAUUCACACCACAGCUGCACGCGCAGCAAAGCUGAUGGCUAAUACGAAGAAAGCUGCGAUUGUUCUGAACGAUGAGCAGGAGCUGUGCGGUAUGGUGACAACCAAGGAUCUGCUGCGAAAGCUCGUGGCCAAGGGUCUAUAUGCGGAAACUACUACCGUGGAAGAAGUAAUGACAGUGGAUCCUGAUCUAAUGGGGCCCGAUGUCAGCAUAGUAGAAGGCUUACGCUCUCUGCAUGAUGCCCGCCAGCUGUUUAUGCCCGUGCUGGCAGACGAUGGCGAGAUCCUGGGUAUGGCUGACGUCAUAUGUCUGAGCUACGGCCAGUUUCAGACCACAUCUGGUGGUACAUCGAACGGCGACUGGAGGCAGUUCUGGCAGACUGCAAUGAACCUGCAAGAAGAAGUAGCGGGAGGUGCGUACGGUGGAGUGAACGACGAUGCUCGUUCGGUGGGUACAAUCGAAGAGUUUGAACGUGACGAGUUUAAUGCCGGAGGUAGCAUCUCGACCCCAACGGCUAGUGCUGUGGGUGUUAAUGGAGCCGGCCGGUAUUCGAAUUCGCUGGGGGCGUAUGCAGAAUUGGGCGAGAGCGUCUCUGUUGUUAGCGGUGCCAACACCACGACGACUAGUGUUCUGAUGCAGAAGGCGACGGACGAAAAUACGUUCGUCUUUAAGAUCAGUGACGGAUCGAUGGGCCAUUUUCAUCGCAUCAUGUGCCAGUUCAAUUCAAUUGGCCCACUUUUGGAUCAAAUUCGAUUCAAGAUGGGUCUUGAUAACAAUGAGGCGCUGCGUCUCAAGUACAAAGACGACGAGGGGGAUCUAGCGCUGCUGACGUCGGAUGAAAGUCUCGUAGAAGCUGUGCACAUGGCUCAGCGCGCGGGGUGGAAGCGUUUGGUGAUGGAGGUGGAUGUAGUACAGCGUCAGCAACACGACGGCAACAAUGACGGCAACGGAAGCGUCGUCAGCUCAGCUGCGAGUGCGGCUGCCAGUGAAGCGAACACGGCUGGUUCCAAGCCGCGCAAUCAGUCGCUCACCAAGGUGGACGAAAUGUCAUCGCGUGAGGGCAGCAGCAACGAAAGCAGUUCGGACGAGGAGAUUGUACGGCGGAAGAGCAAGAAGUCCCGUCGUAUGAACCGUCGAGGCGCUGGCAACUACCACAACUUUUCUCUCACGAGCAAUAUUAUUGCUGGCGGAGCAGCAACACUAGUGGGUCUGGGCGCUGUAGCCGUCAUGCUAAUGCGGCGCAAUAGGUAA